AGUGGCUAUUACUUCUAAUAAUUGGGGCCAAUUUCCCAUUCUUGUAGUGACUGAAAAUAUUGACCCUUCUUCAUUUCGCAGUGGAUGUGAGCUCAGAUUUUGGCAACAAUGGAUUUAUGACUGUAUUCCAAUACAGAAAAAUGAUAGUGCAAACAGUGACACCCGCAUAGAUGUCCAGAAUGAAGAAGAUAACCAAAGUAAAAUAAGCGACACCAAUCUCUCAGGUACAUUCAAACGUCGCUUUGUAUCAGCUAUGUUCGACAUUCUAGGAAUAAAGAAUAUCUAUGAAAUGAAAUUGUGCCACCAUUAUUGCUCGACAAUCAUAGACCACUUCUCCCGAAUGUUAAAAACAUUAGACAAGGAGCAAGUGAAGGAUGCCUUGCACACUGCUGCUGCUUGAGGGCUUGUUGAGAUCUUUGUUGGUAUAGCAAAAGCAAAUCCUGAGCUCAUACAUCGCUGUGAGAUGUACAAGACACAUGCUUUCAUGGCGGCCGUUCAAAGUCGACAAUCGCAAGUUUAUCGCCUUUUGCAUGGAGUUUCUACUAAGCAAGUGAUCGCAACUAGAGUUGGUUCUCCAAAGAACACCAUGCUACACAUGGCUGGACUUCUCGCACCUUCUGAUCAACUAAGUAAGAUCCCUGGACCUGCUUUGCAAAUGCAAAGAGAACUACAAUGGUUUAAGGAAGUAGAGACAAUUACAUUGCCUCGACAUAAGUGGUACAAGAACACACAAGGAUUGACACCCCGAGAGUUGUUCACACAAAAACAUGAGCCAUUGUUGAAUGCUGGAGAAAAGUGGAUGAAAGAUACGGCAAGUUCUUGCAGUCUCGUUGGUUCUCUCGUCGCUACAAUAAUGUUCGCCGUCGCAUUUAGUGUUCCUGGAGGGAACAACCAAGACACGGGUUAUCCCAUAUUCUUGAGCAAAAAGUUGUUUAAGAUUUUCAUUAUAUCAGAUGCUAUAUCACUAUUCUCAUCAACUGCCUAUGUAUUAAUGUUUCUGGGAAUUCUUACAUCGCGUUAUGCAGAAGAUGAUUUCCUCAAAUCCUUACCAACAAAGCUAAUAAUAGGUCUUUUCACUCUUUUCUUAUCUCUUGCAACAAUGACUAUAGCUUUUUGUGCUGCCCUUUUAAUCAUGUUGCACAAAGAGACUGGAUUUGUCAUCACUCUAUUUUUCCUUGCUAGCCUUCCUGUGACAUUAUUUGGGUGGAUGCAGUUUCCUCCUCUGAUACAGAUUUUGAAAUCUACCUAUUUGGGUGGACCAAGCAUCUUCAGCCCGAAAGUUCAACGCUGGCUAUAGAAUUUUUGUUUUGGUUGUAAGGAUAUAUUGGUGUGUUGAUGAUCAUUUAUGUAUUUAUUUGCUUAAUUAACU
Messenger RNA from Humulus lupulus (European hop), 1369 nucleotides. RefSeq names its product ankyrin repeat-containing protein NPR4-like. The transcript is spliced from 5 exons. The record is from RefSeq and is a predicted model, not a curated record. NCBI's taxonomy places the organism in Eukaryota, Viridiplantae, Streptophyta, Magnoliopsida, Rosales, Cannabaceae. Bases 464 to 1297 code for a protein of 277 amino acids.